Paramuricea clavata is the source of this 1387-nucleotide messenger RNA. The record is from the annotation of a GenBank genome assembly. Lineage: Eukaryota; Metazoa; Cnidaria; Anthozoa; Malacalcyonacea; Plexauridae.
GAGUGAAGUUAGUCACGUGAGCACAAGUGUGGACAGAGAUUCGUCCAACACAGUUAUAUCUGUCCAAGGAAUGUCACCAACGAAUCAUGGAGAAGGACCAAGCACAUUAACAACGACCCCAACUGGAGAUUUUGAUUGGUUGUACGCAUCAUGGUUGUGUGAUGAGGUAGAUCUUGCUGGUUAUGAAAGCAUGAGUGAUGUGGAAAUGGAACUAGGCCCAAAUGACGAGUCUUCCAAUUCCCAGCAUUCCACUGUGUCACUACCUGAUAUACUUAAAAAACUAUCCAGUGCUAUUAAUUUAGAUUCAAUAUCAAAAUUCAACAUUAGUCGCAGCCAUGUAUGGGAGGGGACAGUAAGAGCUCUAACAAGAAAAUCCUUUUCACCCCAUAAUAAGGUUUCUGUCAAGUUUUGCGAUGAUGUUGGUACAUCAGAAGGGGCCAUAGAUUUGGGGGGACCCAAAAGGGAAUUUUUUACCUUGGUUCUAGAUUGGUUAAUGCAUUCACAGCUUUUUUGCGGCAGUGAUAGUUCUAAGUACUUUUCAUGUAAUGCUACCUCUCAAGGUAACAAUGACUGUUUCCAUGCUGGAGAAAUAGUAGCAAUGUCUCUUGUUCAUGGAGGUCCUGGUUUUGGGUGUCUCUCACCAAGUCUUUAUCAGUGCAUUGUGGAAGGCCCUAAUAACGUUCUUGUAAAUGCGAGUGAUGUAUAUGAUGUUGAAUUAAGAUCUUCUUUAGAAAAAUUAUUAAAUGCCAAGAGUACUGAUGAGGCAAAUACAAUGAUUGACAGGCCUCUUCUAAGUACACUCUUAGAUCUUGCAGGAACUUUCAAAUUUGUGUCAUCUUUGGAUGAAAUCCCAACACUAGUUCAGCAAACUGUUAAAUGGUUCUUACUUGGCAGGUCACAUUUUUCACAAGAGCAAUUUGUACAAGGGCUGUCUGUGUUAGGAAUUUAUGAUUCUAUCUUAAAGAAUCCUGAAUCAUUCCGCCCAGUUUUUUGCUGCUCACCUCAGCAACUUAAUGCUGAAGUCAUUUCGCAUCUGUUUGAAACUAAUUUUAGUGAGGUUGGCUCUAAUCGGCAUUGCUCUGAAUCACUGGUCAUAUCACAUUGGAAUGAUUAUUUGUUGGAUGUUGAAGAGAGGGCAGAAACGGAGGUCACAUUCAAUGAUAUUCUGUUUUUUGCUAGCGGAUGUAAAAUUAUACCACCAUUUGGUAUAAAACUGUCUUUAGAGUUUCUACAUCAUGCUGAAAAAAAUGGUGAAAUGUCCAAAUUCCCAAAGGCUAACACAUGUGCUUGCAUUCUUUAUUUACCUGUCACCCACAGCUCAUAUGAUAAGUUCAAAGAGGCCCUUUCGUUUGCAUUUCUUAACACCCGUGGGUUUGGUGAGCCAUAA